Molecule: messenger RNA, 1766 nt
Organism: Paraglomus occultum
Lineage: Eukaryota; Fungi; Glomeromycota; Glomeromycetes; Paraglomerales; Paraglomeraceae
Source: the annotation of a GenBank genome assembly
ACUUGCAAGACGAAUUCUUUGACACACCAAGGCUGUCCACCGUACAAGCCUUAAUACUUAUGUUGAAAUACCAGGAGGGAAUUCGUCGGCCUGGCUUUUUUUACAGAAGCUGGGUGCACUUUGGGACCAUCACUCGCAUGGUACAAGACCCAGGCCUAAACAGGAGUUUUGACAAAUACAGUUAUCCCAUCUCCAAUGAAGAUAUGAUUGCCAGAAAGCGAGUGUGGCAAGUCUGCUUUCUGUGUGACCAAUUCAUGAGUGGAGCACAAGGACGAGAUGUUGUCAUAUCUCUCAGCCAGGCUGACAUAGAUUUACCGUUGAAAGAAGAAUAUGGCGACGACGAGGAAGAAUUCAAUGUUCAAACGAACUUUGUACACCUUGUACGCCUCUCUAAAAUACUCGCAAGCGUAAUGACAAUUAUUGCUCCAGCUGGUUCUGGUUCUCCGCUUCAGCCAUGGAAUUCCAAUCCCAAACUACAGACGCUUGACCAGGCACUCGAAGCCUGGUAUGCAGCGCUUCCUCAGCGGCUUCAGUGUACUCAGCCAUCAGAUCCUUCCACCAGCCCGGUCGUUCAACCUAUUGAAUCUCAUUUCUCCGGUUUUCUGAACAUUCUUUACCACACAAUCACAAUACUGUUGCAUCGGCCAUACGUGACCAAUUUCAAUAGAGCAGCGCAACCAAACCACCACCAUUUGAACAUCUGCUCUACCGCCGCAAACACCAUUUCACAAAUCGCACAAUUGGUGUACGAAAAAUGGGGGCCGCUUGUGUUUCAAUAUCCGUUGAGGGGAGGAAAUUAUGGCGUAUAUUGUCUUGUUUCCGCUUCAAUGAUCCACCUCGUGAAUAUGACGUCUCCAGAUGUGUUGUGCGCUAAAGCAGCUCACGACUACUUGUUGAGCACGCUUGCGGUUCUUAGAAUCUGUGUUGACCACAGUGCAGCAACGGAACUAUGUGACAAAGUAGCGGCUCUGGAAGUGGCCUUUUCUGCGCAACAAGCGCGUCAGUCAGCUAUUCCUGUCGUGUUCAAUCAAGGUGCUAAUACUGGAGCAAUGGAUCAGGUUAACGGUCUUAAUUAUGUCAAACGACGACAGAUGCCGCGCCGUCGUCAGCCGACCGGAAUACCAGGCUCACACCAUCACGCAACAAAUGCUCAUAUAAUUUCAAGUAAUUUAUCAUUGCUAAAUCAAACACCUCAGUUCCACGAGCGCUCGUUGUUUGCUCUACCAGAAGAUCAAAGCAUGCCACCGACGUUUACAUCUGAUGCCGGACACGCGGCCUACGACUUCAUGAACACGCCGCUUGAUGAGAACAGUUCGCUUCUCACUUCUUCCAUGGGAAACAUUCCACUCACUCCCCCCAUGACAGUGCCUAACUCAGAAUAUAACCCAAUGAUGUCGAUCAACAAUCCCAAAUCAAUAGACAUAAACGGUGGUACUAUAGAUCCUAAUAGUACUUACUGGGAUUCUGAUCAAAUUUAUUUGCUCAAUCAAAUAAAUCAAAAUCAGCAGAACAUGUGGUCAGGCAGUGGAACCAUUAGCCCUAUCAGCAUCAGUACGUCGCCUGUAGCUACACCGUCACUGACGCAUUCCCAGGCGUCACCCUCGUACAAUGCUGCUCAUUCGGCUCAUUCGAAAGUGUCAUCUGCAGAAUCUACUCCAUUACAUGUACCUCAUCAUCUACCAACGGUAAUCGACCCAGUGCUCGUUGCUUCUCAGAAUCAGGAAUUACUUUUGGGAUCAGAUAGUAAUGGAUGGUUUAUGCAAUGA